AUGCCUAGUCUAGCACGAAAGCUCCUUAUAUGCGCCGCUGUCGAUGGCCUUAUAAUUCAGCCUCUCGCGACCAAAGGACAACGUCCUUCACCUCCAGUAAAAGUCAAAUAUGGAGAUGCUACCAUUUCUUCGCUCGGCCGUGAUCAAACUCCAGAUGUUACGAAACCAGAUUCAUCCUUCGAGGCUUUUGGGAUCGUUGGGCUCUUUACUGUUUCCCGUUUAAGCUAUCUGAUCACUAUUACCGGUCGACAGCAUGUCGCUCAAGUUCGCGGGUUCCCUGUCUAUGUUGUGACCGAUGUUGCCCUCACGCCCUGCGCGGGUCAAAAUGAAGCCGAAUCCGCCGUCGCAAACACCGCAGCUAAGCUUCGACGCGCAUCCGCUGAGAAACUUGGUGACGAAAGCGACACAGAAAGCGAAAUUGAUGGGCCUUCGGUAUCGGGGGCUGACGAUACAGAAGACCCGGGAGCCCUAAGUGAUCGCGAUACUUCGGGAAGUGGGGAUGCUCCGGAUCCAGGCGCAAGCGGUGAGAGAGGCAGCAGCAUAGCAGAGGACGUAAUUAAACGACGUGGAAGCUAUGGACGCUUCGCGCAACGCUGGUUUAGUGGCAAAGGCUGGAUGAUGGACCAGAAACGUAAUCUAGGCUUAAGCAGCGUCGAAACCGACCAGCCGGAAGAUACAGUGGACAAAGUGCCCACCGCCAAUGAGGACAAGAAGCUCAGUAAUACGGUAGUUCAUGAGAAAGUUGAUCCGCCGCCCGCGCCAACCGCCGGGGAGAGCUUGAUACCCAAAUUACUGCGCUUCGCGCAUAUUUGGCUUGGGGCGUCUAGGAGUUUUUACUUCUCCUAUGAUGUAGAUAUUACGAGGAGCGUCGCAAGUCGGUCUACCAUGGCAGCAGCAGCGACUCCUCCGCUACACCAAACAGCCGAUCCUACGUUCUUUUGGAACCGGGAGUUGUUGGAACCCUUCCACAGUUCUGGGGACGAAUUCCUGAUGUUGCCCUUAAUGCAAGGGUUUGUAGGGCAGAGAACAUUCAUCGUGGAUAGACACCCACCACAAGCUGAUUCGCAGGAAAACUCUAUGGAAUUAAACGACUUGACACCUCCUUUAGAGCCUAAUGCUGAAUUCAUUCCCGCCGAGAGGGCAUCUGUGGAUCUUAGAUCAUCUGAGAAGAAGUUUUCUAUUACUAUUAUUUCCAGGAGGUCAACCAGGCGCGCUGGGCUACGAUAUCUCCGACGUGGCAUAGAUGAAAAUGGAUACGCCGCAAACUUUGUUGAGACAGAACAAAUUCUCUCCACUCCCACAUGGAAUCCGUCUUCCAGGAUAUACUCUUUUGUUCAAAUUCGAGGCAGUAUACCACUUUUCUUCACCCAGUCGCCAUACUCCCUCAAGCCAAUUCCAGUGCUACGGCAUUCUCCAGAGGCAAACUUCCGGGCCUUCAGAAAGCAUUUCGAACUAGUAGGCAAUACAUAUGGAUCCAUACAACUGGUAAACCUAGUCGAGAAGCAUGGUGUUGAGGCUAUUAUUGGUAAUGAAUAUGAGAAGGCCACUCAGAGGUUCAAUGAUGAGAAAUCAGAAGGUUCCAAGGCCCUAAGGUUUGAAUGGUUCGACUUCCACUCCGCAUGUCGUGGAAUGAAAUUCGAGAACGUGAGCUUGCUUUUGGAUACCCUAGGCCAAAGUAUCGAGGAGACCGGUAGCACCGUGGAAAGAAGUGGCCAAGUAGAACGAACGCAGAGUGGCGUGCUGAGAACUAAUUGCAUGGAUUGUCUUGAUCGUACUAACGUAUGUCAAAGCUCCUUUGGCAAAUUCAUGCUUGAUCUACAGCUAAAGGAGGAGGGCUUCGACAUGUCGACCCAAUUAGACCAGGAGAACUCGUGGUUCAAUACCCUCUGGGCUGACAAUGGAGAUGCCAUAUCAAAGCAAUAUGCCUCAACUGCUGCGAUGAAAGGAGAUUAUACCAGGACGAGAAAACGUGACUAUCGCGGAAUGGUCAACGAUCUCGGGUUAUCCUUAACACGAUUUUACAAUGGAAUGGUGAAUGACUAUUUUUCUCAGGCCGCCAUCGACUUUUUCUUGGGUAACGUUUCCUCCAUGGUAUUCGACGAGUUCGAGGCGACAAUGAUGAGCAAAGACCCCGGAGUUUCCAUGUCCAAUAUGAGGGAGCAAGCUAUCGAGACAUCUCAGAAGAUCGCUAUAGAAGAUGACAAGGAGGACUUUGUUGGCGGCUGGACACUAUUCAGCCCCCACGCAUCUAACACUAUCAAGUCUUUGCCGUUUGAGGAAGUAGUUCUUCUUCUGACUGACACGGCCCUUUACCUAUGCAGGUUCGACUGGAAACUCGACAAAGUAUCGUCUUUCGAGAGAGUAGAUCUAGCACACGUCGUGGGCAUAAAAAUCGGCACGUACAUUACUUCAGCCAUGUCCCCGGCGGAAGCCGACGAAUCCAAGAAUGUAGGUAUGGUCAUCACCUACGAGCCCGGUAAGUUUGAUGUUAAGAGGACCAACACGCAGUCCCUGUCCAGCAUGUCAGAUCAUCAAUCCGAUCAAGUUUCGGGCAAGAAGGACAUGCUAGUAAAUCCUGCAGCGGCCCCCGCCGCCGUAUCCGGUAUCUUCAACGCGAUCACUGGGAAGCCACAGACGCAGUCUCCGCCACGUAAGAUCGCGCUCAAGGCGCUGCAUUCUACAAGCGCGGUCUCUGACACGAGAGGCAUGAAAGGGAUGACAGAGGACGAGCAGAUUAACGUUAUCGCGAUGGAGAUCGAGCGCUUAGUUCUUCUAAAUCAGCCGCCGCCUCCCGAAGGCUCUGGAGAGCAGAAUAAAGAUAGGGAGAGUAUCAUCGAAAGGGGAGAUAUCAUAUCUCUCGCCGAGGCCAAGAAGAGCACAGGGCUCUUGGAACAAUGGGGGCAUAGUAUAAAGAAGCUGGUUUGGGCAUAG
Messenger RNA from Hypoxylon fragiforme, 2931 nucleotides. Its product is annotated as SacI homology domain-containing protein. The transcript has 4 exons. Gene Ontology annotation, biological process: phosphatidylinositol dephosphorylation. Gene Ontology annotation, molecular function: phosphatidylinositol-4-phosphate phosphatase activity. Bases 1 to 2931 code for a protein of 976 amino acids. Lineage: Eukaryota; Fungi; Ascomycota; Sordariomycetes; Xylariales; Hypoxylaceae. The record is from RefSeq and is a predicted model, not a curated record. Gene Ontology annotation, cellular component: endoplasmic reticulum.